Molecule: messenger RNA, 780 nt
Organism: Tinamus guttatus (white-throated tinamou)
Lineage: Eukaryota; Metazoa; Chordata; Aves; Tinamiformes; Tinamidae
Source: RefSeq, a predicted model, not a curated record
AUGGAUGAGCUGCAGGAGAAGGGGAAAGUCUUUCUUCAGGACAUGCAGCUCAAUAUGAGUGUCCUCCAAGAAAAGUGGAACCAAGCAAAAGAGAUACUGACUCACAUUCACUUGCAGGAGAAAGCCCAUGGCCUGUCCGAGGGUCAGCUCGUGUGCCGUGAGCUCAGCCCGGGGCAAUUCAAGGGGCCCGUCCAGUAUGCCGCGUGGAAGGAGAUGAAAUCCAUACUCAGCCCAGGCCUAUCCUUGAUAACGCUGGACCCCACAACAGCGCACCCCAACCUUGUGCUGUCCACGGAUCUUACCAGCGUGAGACACAGCGACACCAAACAGCUGCUGCCCAUCACCCCGGAGAGGUUUGAAUCCAGCAUCGCUGUGCUGGGAGCCGAAGGUUUCAGCACAGGGAAACACUACUGGGAGGUAGAGGUGGAGAAGAAGACCAAGUGGACCUUGGGAGUGGUGAAAGGCUCCAUCAACCGCAAGAAGAGGCGCCCGCUCUCGCCCGCAGAAGGCUACUGGGUCAUCAUGUUGAGAAAUGGCCAUGAACUUAAAGUGCUGGACGUGCCCACCAAAGGGCUGCUCCUGCAGGCGGGCAUCACUAAGGUCGGUGUGUAUCUUGACUACGAGGGCGGGCAAGUGUCCUUUUACGAAGCUCACGCCAUGUCCCACAUCUACACGUUCAGGGACACGUUCACGGAGACGCUCUACCCCUACUUCUGCCCAGGCCUGAACGAGGCUGGGGAAAACAGCCACCCGCUGCAGGUAUUUUCCACCAAGACCUAG